CCCUCCCCCGGGGGUAGGGAGGAGCUGGGCCCUGGAGGCAGGCGGCCCCUGGCACCCAGGGGGAGGGGAGGGGCUGGCAAGUGGGGGCCUAGACCCUGGGAGGCAGGGGACUGCGAGCUGGGCCAGCUGAGCAGAGGUGCAGAAGCAACUGCGUCCAAGCUGUCUGGCAGCUUCAGGUGGACCCAGAAGACGUUCCCAACUCAGGGACACUCAGCGAUCACUCACUUGCUGUACAGAAUGAUAUUCCUCACGGCACUGCCUCUGUUCUGGAUUAUGAUUUCAGCCUCCCGAGGGGGUCACUGGGGUGCCUGGAUGCCCUCAUCCAUCUCGGCCUUCGAAGGCACGUGCGUCUCCAUCCCCUGCCGCUUUGACUUCCCGGAUGAGCUGCGGCCCGCCGUGGUGCAUGGCGUCUGGUACUUCAAUAGCCCCUACCCCAAGAACUACCCUCCGGUGGUCUUCAAGUCACGCACCCAAGUCGUCCACGAGAGCUUCCAGGGCCGCAGCCGCCUCCUGGGGGACCUGGGCCUGCGCAACUGCACCCUCCUGCUCAGCAACGUCAGCCCCGAGCUGGGCGGGAAGUACUAUUUCCGUGGGGACCUGGGUGGCUACAACCAGUACACCUUCUCAGAGCACAGCGUCCUGGACAUCAUCAACACCCCCAACAUCGUAGUGCCCCCAGAAGUGGUGGCAGGCACGGAAGUGGAGGUCAGCUGCAUGGUGCCAGACAACUGCCCAGAGCUGCGCCCUGAGCUGAGCUGGCUGGGCCACGAGGGGCUGGGGGAGCCCGCUGUGCUGGGCCGGCUGCGGGAGGACGAGGGCACCUGGGUGCAGGUGUCGCUGCUGCACUUCGUGCCCACGAGGGAGGCCAACGGCCACCGGCUGGGCUGCCAGGCCUCCUUCCCCAACACCACCCUGCAGUUCGAAGGCUACGCCAGCCUGGACGUCAAGUGUGAGCCUGGGUUUGGGGUGGGAUCUGGGGUCCUAUCUGGGGGUGGCUGGCAGAAACACCUACUGGGUUCUGACCAUCAGUCCCGUCCCACCCCACAGAUGCACCCUGGAAGCCAACGGUGA
Molecule: messenger RNA, 1071 nt
Organism: Mandrillus leucophaeus (drill)
Lineage: Eukaryota; Metazoa; Chordata; Mammalia; Primates; Cercopithecidae
Gene: MAG
Product: myelin associated glycoprotein
Exons: 6
Coding region: 238-1071 (277 amino acids)
Source: RefSeq, a predicted model, not a curated record